AUGAGCUUUCAAGAAGCGACCGUCGAACACCUUGUGCGUAGACGUUUAGACCAUAACCUUCUUCUUCUUUCUUGUCAUCAGACUACUUGUAAAGAUCGGUGUCCUUUUAUAUUUCAAGCUGCUUGGUGUACUCACUCUCAUUAUUCUUUUGUGGUUGCUAAUGCUUGGAAUAGAUUACAUGAGAAUGGUGGAGUUGAUACAGCUCUUGCGAGUGAGAAAGAGGAUUCCUUGAAGUUUAAUGAUGAACACUUCGGUAAUAUUUUUAGAAGAAAGGAGUUGGAGACUAUACUACGGGGCAUCCAAAGCACUUUGGAGGAAUUUGAUUUUAUUAGACUCACUUUACUUCAGAAUGAGUUACUUUAA
This is a messenger RNA of Cicer arietinum (chickpea), 363 nucleotides long. The record is from RefSeq and is a predicted model, not a curated record. Lineage: Eukaryota; Viridiplantae; Streptophyta; Magnoliopsida; Fabales; Fabaceae.